Molecule: messenger RNA, 1799 nt
Organism: Helianthus annuus (common sunflower)
Lineage: Eukaryota; Viridiplantae; Streptophyta; Magnoliopsida; Asterales; Asteraceae
Product: dimethylnonatriene synthase
Exons: 2
Coding region: 60-1634 (524 amino acids)
Biological process (GO): defense response to other organism
Molecular function (GO): heme binding; oxidoreductase activity, acting on paired donors, with incorporation or reduction of molecular oxygen; monooxygenase activity
Source: RefSeq, a predicted model, not a curated record
UGAAGGGGUGAGUAGUGUUUACAAAGCAAGAAUACAAAUCCAUACAUCUAUAAUUCUAUAUGGAGUCGUUCACUCAAUUUCUAUCAUUCAUAGGGAUUUUGGUUUUUGUACUAACUUAUAGUUACAAAAGAAGCAUAAGAAACAACACAAGAAAAGGUAAUAAACUGGUAGCUCCAGAACCAUCAGGAGCACUCCCAUUUAUAGGUCACUUUCAUCUUCUACAUGGUGAAACUCCUAUAGCAAGGAAACUUGGAAAAAUUGCCGAUGACUACGGGCCCAUUUUCUCUCUGCGGCUUGGUAGUCGUCGUGCCAUGGUAGUGAGCAACUCGCAGAUGGUGAAAGAGUGCUUCAGCAUCAAUGACAAAAAUUUGGCAAGUAGGCCAAAUAUGGCAGUGAGCCGGUAUAUGGUCUAUGACAAUGCUAGUUUUGGGCUCGCGCCAUAUGGACCAUUAUGGCGCGAGAUCCGAAAACUAGUCUAUUCCGAGCUCUUUAUGAGCCACAGUCUAGCAAAGUUGGAGAAUAUUCGUAACUCAGAAGUGAAAAGCUCAAUUAACGAUCUAUUUAUGUUGUCCGUAAAAAAUGGGGACAGAACAUCUGCUAUCGACAUGAUCAAGUGGUUCGAGCAUGUAAUGUUCAAUAUAAGUAUGCGAAUGUUCGUUGGUAAAAGGUUUUCUAGCGAGUGUAUCUUCGAAGGUAACAACAAAGACGAAGAGAUAAAGAAAGCCAUAAGAAAAGGGUUGUAUCUCACUGGAGUUUUUGUGGUGUCUGAUGUCAUUCCAAAUCUGGAAUGGUUGGACAUUGGAGGGCAUCUAAAAGAUAUGAAACAACUGGCAAAAGUUCUUGAUACGGUCAUUGGAGAGUGGCUUGAUGAACAUGUUGAGAAGCGAAACAGGUCUGAUAACGAUAAAGACGCGGAUUUAAUGGAUGUGAUGCUGUCAUCCCUGUCAAAUGAUGCUGAAAUGUAUGGUUACGGGCGUGAAACCGUCAUCAAGGCAACAACACUGAUUCUCAUGUUGACGGGCUACGAAAGCACUGGUGAGACACUCACAUGGGCACUCUCUUUAUUACUAAACCACCCCAACAUCCUUAAAGCUGCCCAGGAAGAGCUUGACAUCUAUGUAGGAAGAGACAAAUGGGUGGAAGAAUCCGAUACAAAACAACUAAGGUAUAUACAAGCCAUAGUGAAAGAAACGCUUCGAAUGUACCCACCAGGUCCCUUGGGAGCACCACGUGAGGCCAUCGAGGACUGCAACAUCGGUGGAUAUCAUGUUUCCAAAGGGACUCGCUUAAUAGUGAACAUUUGGAAGCUACAUCGCGAUCCUCAAGUGUGGGGGGAUCCUAAUGAGUUUAGACCAGAGAGGUUUCUUGAGGAACAUGCAAACAUAAGUUAUCAGGGUCAGAAUUUUGAAUACAUUCCCUUCAGUUCUGGAAGGAGGAUGUGUCCUGCAAGUUCAUUUGCUUUGCAAGUAGUUCACUUGACACUUGCUCGCCUACUUCAAGGGUUCGAUUUGUCAACACCAAUGGGACAACCUGUGGACAUGACUGAGGGGUGUGGCCAAGCCUUGCCAAAGGUGAAACCCCUUGAAGUGAUCAUCACACCACGCCUUUCUCCGGUGCUCUAUCAAACCCCUUGAUCAUGUGUGAAAUUUUCAACAUGAUCAGACUUGGAUUGAAUAUGCAAUUAAUUAUAUGUAUUAUUUUUGUGCUAUGGAGUGUUAUAUGUAUUAUUUUGAUAUAUGAUUGUAUACUAGUUACUUGUGCUAUGGAACAUGAAAUAAUAUAUUUCAAUUAUUACAAAA